AGGACGGGACGGACCUUGAUUGUCACAUGACAGCGACUCCAUAGGAUCUUCCUCCACGGUUGUCGACUCCCGGUAUAAGACAAAGAGAUCUGACUUUCUGUCACCCAUAUCUAUUUUCAUCUGAGCUGCUCCUUUCGUACCAUUGGCGUGAUGAACGAUCCUUUUAGGGAACGUCGCCUUACCACGACCUUGCCUCCUCUUUCCCAGAGUGCGAGCAAGAGCGAGAUCUGCAAUCGACUUAAACUCAGUGAGAGUACACACAAACUGCUCCUCGCCGAAGCUGUGGUUGCUAGGAACGCGUUGAGCUCGAACCGCUACAAUUUGACAGAGCAAUCGAGGGCAGACCCCUCUGUAGCGGAACCAUAUAGAUGGGACGAGUUAUCCGAAACGUCAAAACAUCUGCAUAUUUUGAUGAUCGUCCGCGAUGCUUGCGCCGAAACGAGACCAUAUUAUGACAUUGGUCGUUACUGUACUCAGGUCAACGAAGAGAACUGGGUCGCUAGAUGGUACCUUUGGCAUAGCUUCCGUUACAGAGACAACCGACCAAGGGAGCGAAUUCCUCCUAAUAAUAACGGUAGGUGUAUUUCUGAGUUGAGGAGCAGACAUAUCGUAUCGUAUCUGGUGCAGGUCAGCUAACGGACCCUAGGAGCGCAACCAUACUAUGAUC
Alternaria rosae is the source of this 667-nucleotide messenger RNA. RefSeq lists its product as uncharacterized. The coding region runs from base 151 to 636 and encodes 161 amino acids. Lineage: Eukaryota; Fungi; Ascomycota; Dothideomycetes; Pleosporales; Pleosporaceae. The transcript has 3 exons. The record is from RefSeq and is a predicted model, not a curated record.